Messenger RNA from Falco peregrinus (peregrine falcon), 5607 nucleotides. RefSeq names its product regulatory factor X7 (gene RFX7). Bases 294 to 4700 code for a protein of 1468 amino acids. Gene Ontology annotation, biological process: regulation of transcription by RNA polymerase II. The transcript has 9 exons. The record is from RefSeq and is a predicted model, not a curated record. Lineage: Eukaryota; Metazoa; Chordata; Aves; Falconiformes; Falconidae. Gene Ontology annotation, molecular function: DNA-binding transcription factor activity, RNA polymerase II-specific; RNA polymerase II cis-regulatory region sequence-specific DNA binding.
GCGCCCGGGCGGGCACGGCGGCCGCGGGGCGAGGAGCGGCGGCGCGGGGCGGGCCGGGCCGGGCCAGGUGCUGCGAGGCGGGGGAGCGCGGAGCGACCCUGCGCGGGGGCGGCGGCGGAGGCCGUGCCGCCAUGCGCCGUGCCGCGGGCCGGGCUCGCCAUCCUGCGGCGUAAGCGGCGGGACGCGGCUCGGCUUUCCGCCCGUGAUGUCCCCCGGGCAACAGGGGAAGGCGACUCACUCGAGGGCUGCGGCAGAGGCCUAGUGCGGCUCCGCGUCCGCGCCGCCGCGCCCCCAUGGCCGAGGAGCAGCAGCCGGAGGGGCAGCCGCCGCGGCGGCUGGCCGGCACCCCCGCGCCCGGCGGGGCCCUGCCGGCCCUGGUGCCGGGGCUGCAGGGCGGCGAGGCCAGCGCGCUGCAGCACAAGAUCUGCAGCUCCAUCUGCAAAACUGUACAAUCUAAAGUGGACUGCAUUUUGCAAGAAGUUGAGAAGUUUACAGACCUAGAGAAACUCUACCUCUACCUUCAGCUGCCUUCGGGUCCCAACAAUGGAGAUAAAAGCGAUCAGAUCUCCAUGUCGUCCAGCCGUGCCCAGCAGAUGCACGCCUUCUCGUGGAUACGGAACACCUUGGAGGAGCACCCCGAGACAUCCCUUCCCAAGCAGGAGGUUUAUGAUGAAUACAAGAGCUAUUGUGACAAUCUUGGCUACCACCCGUUAAGUGCUGCUGACUUUGGAAAGAUCAUGAAAAAUGUCUUUCCAAAUAUGAAGGCCCGUCGUCUAGGCACAAGAGGCAAAUCAAAAUAUUGCUACAGUGGACUGAGGAAGAAGGCUUUUGUGCAUAUGCCAACACUGCCCAACCUUGACUUUCAUAAAACUGGAGAUGGGUUGGAUGGGGCAGAGCCGACUGGGCAGCUGCAAAGUGCUGAUGAGGAAGUCGUCUCUGCAGCCUGCCGGCUGGUUUGUGAAUGGGCGCAGAAAGUGCUGAGCCAGCCUUUUGAUACAGUCUUGGAAUUGGCUCGUUUCCUUGUAAAAAGUCACUAUAUCGGUACCAAGUCAAUGGCAGCUUUAACAGUAAUGGCAGGGGCACCGGCAGGAAUAAAAGGGAUCCCCCAGCCCUCAGCUUUUAUACCUACUGCUGAAAGUAAUUCCUUUCAACCGCAAGUGAAAACUCUGCCAUCUCCUGUUGAUGCCAAGCAGCAGCUGCAGCGUAAGAUCCAGAAGAAGCAGCAAGAACAGAAACUGCAGUCUCCUUUGCCAGGAGAGUCUCCAGCAAAGAAGACGGAAGGCUCUGCAACCAAUGGUGUGACCAGUAUAUCUAAUGGAAGUCCUGCAAUUCUGUCUCCUCCGCCUAUUGGCAUUGUUGUGGCAGCUGUCCCCAGCCCAAUACCGGUGCCAAGGACCAGGCAGUUGGUGACGUCUCCAAGUCCUAUGGGAUCAUCUGAUAGCAAGGUCCUGCCGCUCAAUGUUCAGGUGGUCACUCAGCACAUGCAAUCAGUCAAGCAGCCACCAAAGACUCCCCAGAACGUUCCUGCCAGCCCAGUUGGUGACCGCUCUGCCCGACAUCGCUACCCGCAGAUCUUACCGAAGCCAGCAAACACCAGUGCUCUCACCAUCCGCUCUCCCACGACGGUGCUGUUUACCAGUAGCCCUAUCAAGACUGUUGUGCCAGCUCCACAUGUGAAUUCCUUAAAUGUGGUGAAAAUGACAGCAAUAUCCCUUGCCCCAAGCAGCAGUAAUGUGCCCGUCAAACAGACGCCUUCAGUUAGCAGUAGUGCAGGAGCAGUGGAAGAAGGGAGGACUGGUCCACAGAUCAAAAAUGGAUCUGUUGUUUCACUUCAGUCUCCGGGAUCCAAGCCUAGCACUGUUGUAGCUACGCCUGCAGUCAAGAUCAAAAUGGAACCAGAAGCACUGCUGGAUGAGAACUCAGUACAGGGCCAAGAGAGCUCUGAUGUGUCAAAAUCCAUAAAGGCAACCCCUGACCUGCCUCCUGCUCAACUAAUUAAUUUUGAGGUUGCAACCUUGAAGGUUUCAGCUGAUGAUGUUCUGGAGGCAAAACCAGGUAAGGGCUGUGAUCAGGGAGCUGAAGAAGCAGGGACCAAAUAUAAAACACAAUCUAAUGAGAUCACACCAGUUUCUUCAGCAGGCAAUAAUCAAAACACUCUAAAGCUCUCAGUUGCCAGUCAGAACUUGUCCAGCACCAGCAUUGGUUCACCUCCUACUGGUGAGUCUACAAUUAAAGACAAAACAUGCACUAAAAGUCCAAGAAAGCGACAACCUUCUAUGCUUCAGGAUUCCCAGGUACCACCUGUAAAGAAAUCUCUGGUGGAGCAGCUUUCAGCUGGUAAUGCCACAGAGGGUCAAAAAGCAAAUGGUGUUAAGAAGUCUCCGAAGGUUGGAUCGUUAACUAACAGUGACAAUACGGCAACACUUGCUCAAGUUCCCAGCACAGUACCUGUGAAGGUACCUGUACCCUCUACAGCUGCAGCAAACUUAACAACAGACCUUUCUUUGAGCACCACUUUAAAUACCAGUGAUUCUACUUUAGGACAACAGCUUGCAUCAGCAUCAUCUCCAGAUAUAAAAGUAAAAUUGGAAGGAAACUUGUUUAUCAUAGAAAACGAUUCAACAUCCGAUGGCAGCUUUAACCCAAAUACAUGGCACCAUAUCACCAAAACCUCUGACUUCGCAUCUGUGAAUUGUGAACAGCAGCAAGAUAUCAGUGUUAUGACUAUUGCAGGGCACUCUGGCUCUGGUGACUUGCAGGAAUCGGCCUGGGAGCCAGUGCACUGUGAAGGUAUACAGCAGGAUGCAUACGCCCAGCAGUUACAGAGCCAGAUCCAGGAGUCCUCCUUGGGUCAAAUACAAGCACAGUCUUCAAAUCAGUUACCUCUGCAGUCUGAACUGAAAGAGUUCGAACACACAGUCCCUCAGUCGAACGAAAACUUCUUUUCCUUUGAUGAUGACCUUACCCAGGACAGCAUUGUGGAGGAGCUGGUGCUCAUGGAGGAGCAAAUGUCCAUGAAUAAUUCCCAUCCUUAUGGUGGUUCUCUAGGAAUGGCACUUCAGAGUCAGACGGCAGCUCAAGGAGCUCCUGUGUCAUCUCAUCCAAGCAGCGUGCACUUUUACCAUUCGAUCCAUAACAACAGCACUCCAAUUCACACUCCCACUCCCACCCCCACCCCGACUCCCACCCCCACCCCGACUCCAACACCCACUUCUGAAAUGAUCGCUGGAUCUCAGAACAUGUCUCGAGAGAGCCCCUGUUCAAGGCUGGCUCAGACAACUCCUGUAGACAGUGCUCUAGGAAGCAGCCGGCAUACGCCCAUCGGCACACCACAUUCAAACUGCAGCAGCAGUGUCCCUCCGAGUCCUGUGGAAUGCCGAAACCCAUUUGCAUUUACUCCCAUCAGCUCCAGUAUGGCUUACCACGAUGCCAGCAUUAUAUCGAGUAGCCCCGUGAAGCCAAUGCAGCGGCCUAUGGCUACCCAUCCCGACAAAACCAAGCUUGAGUGGAUGAAUAACGGCUACAGUGGUGUUAGUAAUUCCUCGGUUGCAAAUCACGGCAUCCUUACGAGCUAUCAGGAGCUGGUGGAAGACCGCUUCAGGAAACCUCACGCUUUUGCUGUUCCUGGCCAGUCAUACCAGUCCCAGCCGCGCCACCACGAUACUCACUUUGGUCGCGUGACUCCUGUGUCACCCGUGCAGCACCAGGCAGCCUCUGUCAGUAGCACCACCAAGCAAGAGGGCUUUGCUGUUCCUGCUCCUCUGGACAACAAAGGAACCGGUUCCUCUCUCAACAACAGUCUGAGAUGCCGGAGUGUGAGCCCUGCUGUCCAUCGCCAGCGCAAUCUCAGUGGAAGCACUGUUUACCCAGUUUCAAAUAUACCACGCUCCAACCUGACACCUUUUGGAAGUCCGGUGACUCCUGAAGUUCACAAUGUAUUUGCUAAUAUCCAUGCAGACACCAGUGCCAAUAACAUAGCGCAAAGAAGCCAGUCAGUCCCAUUGACUGUGAUGAUGCAGACGGCCUUCCCAUCUCUUCAGAAACAAACAAACACUAAAAAAAUAACUAAUGUGUUGUUAAACAAACUUGAUUCUGAUAGUGAUGAUGCAGUGAGAGGUUUGGGAAUGAACAACAUGCCCUCAAAUUACACAGCCAGGAUGAACCUCACUCAGAUUUUAGAGACAUCCACGGCUUUUCCUAGUGCCAACCCGCAAAAUAUGAUCAAUUCCAGCACUUCAGUUUAUGAAUUCCAAACACCAAAUUACCUCACAAAAAACAGCAGCACCGAUCAGAUCAGUUUUUCUUCUGGAGAUAACCAAGCACAGUCAGUCAUCGGAGAGCAGCAGUUAGAUUUUAGCAGCACUGUAAAAGACCUUUUAGGGGAGGACAGUCUGCCAACAAACCAGCAGCUGGUGAAUCAGGUGGCAUCAGAUCUUAAUAACGUUGCAUCUGUCUUUUCCAGCGACAUCAGGUUGUCUUCCGAGCUCUCAGGCAGCAUUAAUGAUCUGAACACUUUAGAUACAAAUCUACUGUUUGAUCCAGGUCGUCAGCAGGGACAAGAUGAUGAUGCUACACUGGAGGAAUUAAAAAAUGACCCCUUGUUUCAACAAAUCUGCAAUGAAUCCAUUAACUCAAUGACUACGUCAGGUUUUGAGUGGAUGGAGAGUAAGGAUCAUCCUGCUGUUGAAAUGUUGGGUUAAUCUUGUUUUAUAAUAUGUAUGUAGCACACUGUAUCUAAAAGACAGACGUAUUGUAUUUGUCUUAAUGGAAGUGCCUCCCGCAGCAGAAACACUUGCUAUGUAUUGUGGCAUUUUUAAAAAAGUUUGCUGUACCUGUUGCUCAUUCUUCAGCAGGGAAAAAGCAGUCUUACCAAUUUUAAACAAAUCUCUGAAGGUGAUGGGCUAUCAAAGAGCCAGUAUUAAAAUUUGAAUUUUAUAGCGUUUCCCAUUCAACAUUUCUUACUGUAGCAAAUAAAGAAGUGGUUAAUAGCCAGCCAGCAAUGCUGUGGUUUAUAUAAUAGCCAGCCAGACAGCUAUGGCUGAGGCUUUGGGAGGGUGUUAAGUCAGGCUCAUUAGUAGGCUUUCCGUACUUUGUAUUGCUUGUUACUUCUUAGUAGGUGAUCCUUCAUGGGCCUCUGUUGUUCAGGUCUGAAAUACAGGGUGCCUGCAGACAGGUAGGUGCUGGGGAGUGGGGAGAGGUGAACCCGGUGACACGCAGGUGCCCGAUCAUUGUGUAGCUAGCUGCCUUGAGCACUGCGCAGUGGUGAACUGUGGGAAAUCUCUGUAGCACGGGUGCCAUCGGCAUCUCUAGUAAAAUGCAGAGAUAGGAAAAACCUAACAGGAAUGAUCAAGGAAUAAGAAAGAUGCACUAAAUUUUUUAUUUAAGAGAAAUAAAUCUAUGUAGUUAUUUUAUCCAUUAAUAUUCAUGACAUACUUGAUAUUUUAGUUCUCACUUAAAUGUUUUUAUAUUAGGUAAAAUUCAUGCGAAAAGAUUGUGAGCACUGAGAUUUAAUGUAGGCAUAACACCCUAUUUUAAAGUGAUAGGUACUGUUUAAUUAUUUAUCAAUGCUAGAGAAGGAACAUAUAUUUUCCCUCUUUUUUUUUUUUU